AUGGCGAUAACGGUGAAUGAAGAAAACGCUUACUUUCAUGUUAAACAAACAUCCAAUAUUCGAGGUCCACCGGUCCUGAGAAUGCGAGGGAAGGGCUUGAGGCUCAAGUCAACUAUCGAGGAAGAGGACCCUUGGGAUGGCGAAAGGGAGCUGAUAAAACUCAGUGUGUUGCAGCAUAGUGAUGAGGAAGCAAGCAGUUCAUCUGCCCUUUCGAGCACCGGACCGAGCUCGGAUCGUUCAGUUAUCACCUCAACGGACACGUCAUCGGAGAGGAUGAGCAGCGGUGAGCCGAUCCCGUGCCUCUCCGUCGGCCCGUACCAUCAGCGUCCGGCGCCUAUUCUUGCAGACAACGCUUGUAAGUUUUACGUUUUUUAUAUCACGUCAUUUCACUGCUAUUGUUUCUUAAUUUCAGUGCAGCUGUCAUUUUUGGUAUUUUAG
Molecule: messenger RNA, 438 nt
Organism: Gongylonema pulchrum
Lineage: Eukaryota; Metazoa; Nematoda; Chromadorea; Rhabditida; Gongylonematidae
Source: the annotation of a GenBank genome assembly